Molecule: messenger RNA, 1098 nt
Organism: Eremomyces bilateralis CBS 781.70
Lineage: Eukaryota; Fungi; Ascomycota; Dothideomycetes; Eremomycetales; Eremomycetaceae
Exons: 2
Coding region: 1-1098 (365 amino acids)
Source: RefSeq, a predicted model, not a curated record
AUGAGGAGAACGAUAUUCCAGUCAUUGAUUCUUAGUGGCAGUGUGCUGCUCAAACGUGUUCUAGCGGACUGUCCCCAAGGUCCCGGCUCAGAAGCUGCAGCAUGUUGUUGGUCCUCCUGGCAAGAGUGGGAUAGCUCAUCUCGAAGCUAUGAGACAGUCAUCACCACCGUCCUGACGACCAAGCACGUCGGAUCCAUGAUAGAGGACACCGAUGUCCCCAUUACAACACUCUGUGACGGCAUCCCACGAGCGUUGGAGCCCUAUACAACCCGCUACACCACUUCCCUCGUCACCACGGACCCAUAUACAACCUACAUAUCCUCCACCUACACCGAACCAAGUCCGACAUGCAAUAUCAACGAAGAUGACUGCAAACCCUAUGCCGACGCCUGGGACUCUGCCUACUCAUCCUGGUCACAGAACAAAUCCCUCCCCUAUCCCACCAACAAACCCCACUGCGUCCCCUACCUCCCAUGCCCCACCGAAUCCCAAUGCAAGAUCUACGCCGGCGGCGACGCCACCAUUUACUACUGGCCCGUUACCGUAGCCGGCCCCGAUGGCGGCCUCUGCGAAUCCCCUCGCACCACCCUCAACCCCACCCCGACUGACCCCCCCGUCACCACCGUCCUCUCUGGCACUACCUUCACCUCCCCCUCCAUCUACGUCUCCCUUGCGCACGUCUCGGCCGCCAAGCACCGCGGCCAAUACAACCAGACGCCCUGCGGUCACGCGCACCACGAUGUGGUCCUCACGCUGCACCCGUCCGACGUGUCGACGCAGCGGGGAAAGCCCGGCGGACGGACCAACACGUUCGCGAUCGACCUGCGGGACCUGAACACGCCGGUGCCGUACUCCGCGUAUCUGGGGCAGCCGAGCUGUCUGCACACGACGAAUUGCCCGACGAUCGGGAUGGACGACUAUCAUCCGCAGAUGGCGAAGCCGACGCAGUUGACGGGCGUGGAUCCGGAUUUUGAGAAGUGUCAGCCGAGGAGUGAGAGGUUGGGUGCGACGUUGGUGCCGUUGGGAAUGGCGACGCCAGCGGUGGCAGAGGCGAGGGAGACGGGGUUUGUGAGGGUGGUGAAGAGGGCUGGGGAUUGA